CAUGGAAAUUAAUGUUGAUUGUUUAUCAGUGCGGUGAAAGGUUACAAUUUGAAUUUUGCAAUAAUUCGUCAUUUUGCAAUUUAGACCUAUAUAAUUUUUCAUUCAGUCAUUUUGAUAUCAGUUUCCAUACGAUAAUGGAUAACAAAGUUAUGUCUUGCAAGGCUUCUGAAAAAUUAAUGAAUUUUCGUUCACCCUUGAACGAAACUGCAAAAACUCCUAAUAAGGCUUCAGGAUGUACUUGGCAUAGAAAUGGAGAUAUUCAAUCGCCUCACAGAAAAACCGAAUGGAAGAAAUCUGAAAAAAUCCUUCCAAAUAUACUGCAUUCAAUAGGAAAUACCCCAAUGGUGAGAUUAUCUAAUUUAAUGAAGAAUUCGAAUUUGGAAUAUGAACUACUAGCCAAAUGUGAGUAUUUCAAUCCUGGGGGUUCUGUGAAAGAUCGAAUUGCCCACCGGAUUGUGGAAGAUGCUGAAAAAGCAGGAAUACUGAAACCAGGCGCUACAAUAAUUGAACCCACUUCUGGAAAUACUGGUAUUGGUCUCGCACUUGCAGCUGCUGUUAAAGGGUACCGUUGUGUAAUAGUUAUAUCCGAGAAGAUGUCAAAUGAAAAAGUGGAUGUUCUUAAAGCUCUUGGUGCCGAAGUGGUCAGAACUCCUAUCUCAGCUAGUUCCGAUUCACCUGAAGGACUAUUUGGUGUAACUAACAGACUGAAGAAUGAAAUUCCCAACUCUAUCAUUCUCGACCAAUAUAGUAAUCCUGGAAAUCCUUUGGCGCAUUAUGAUACAACUGCUGAGGAAAUAUUGGAUCAAUGUGAUGGUAAAAUUGAUAUGAUUGUACUUGGAACUGGUACAGGUGGCACCAUGACAGGCAUUGGAAGGAAGAUUAAAGAAAAAUCACCAAACACAAUCGUUGUAGGUGUUGAUCCUGAAGGUUCCAUUUUAGCACUACCUGAAGAAGUCAAUAAAACAGAUACCGAUUUUUACGAAGUAGAAGGAAUUGGCUAUGAUUUCAUCCCAACUGUUUUGGACCGUAAUGUUGUUGAUGAGUGGGUUAAAAUUAAUGAUCAAGAAUCUCUGCCAAUGGCUCGUAGACUUAUUAAGGAGGAAGGUCUUCUAUCUGGAGGAAGCAGUGGUGCGGUUGUUGCUGGUGCUCUGAAAGCUGCCAAGAACAUGAAGAAAAAUCAACGUGUUGUAGUUCUCUUACCCGAUAGCAUAAGAAAUUACAUCACAAAAUUUGUUUCUGAUCAUUGGAUGGAGUCAAAAAAUUUACAAGAACCUGUAAAUACACAAAACCAUUGGUGGUGGGAUACUGCUGUUACAGAAAUCACAAUGCAACCUCUAACUACAGCUAAACAGAGUAUACAGUGUUUCAAAGUGUUGAAAAUUAUGAAACUAAGUGGAAUAGAUCAAAUACCUAUUGUUGAUAAUGAUGGCUCUCUUGUAGGUGUGGUGACUAUGCAGAAUUUAUUGAAUAAACUUAUAGCAAAGAAAAUAACUGCAAGUGAUGAAAUAUCGACUAUAGUCGAGAGAAUUUUCCCCAAAAUAUCUAGCUCCGGAACUUUGGGAGUUGUUUCGAGGACAUUGGAAAGGGAAUCAUUUGUGGUUGUUGUAGACAAAAACAAAGCACUUGGUAUAAUCACUGCUGUUGAUUUGUUACAAUUCAUUGCCACAGAAGAAGGUUGCCGAAGAAAAACAGAAGAGAAUAAUCAUCUAAAUAAUUGAAGGUGCAAUAAUUUAUUGAUAUUGUUGUUUCAAAAUAAAAAUGUGGAAGUUUUUAGGAAAUUUGUGACUUUCUUUUAUGUAGUUUUGACUGAAUUGAUAAUAUAACGAUUUUUAUAAUUACUUAUUUACUAAUUUGAAUCUGUAUAUAAUUCUAUAAGAGAAAAUAUAUUGUCUGGGAUUAGUUUCCAAUAUAGAUAAUUGUUCGAAAAUAAAUAAUUUAUCAAAAUGUA
Harmonia axyridis is the source of this 1948-nucleotide messenger RNA. RefSeq names its product cystathionine beta-synthase-like protein. Lineage: Eukaryota; Metazoa; Arthropoda; Insecta; Coleoptera; Coccinellidae. Gene Ontology annotation, cellular component: cytoplasm. Gene Ontology annotation, molecular function: cysteine synthase activity; cystathionine beta-synthase activity. Bases 12 to 1718 code for a protein of 568 amino acids. The record is from RefSeq and is a predicted model, not a curated record. The transcript has a single exon.